This is a messenger RNA of Sabethes cyaneus, 2397 nucleotides long. RefSeq lists its product as uncharacterized. Gene Ontology annotation, biological process: DNA replication, removal of RNA primer. Gene Ontology annotation, molecular function: nucleic acid binding; RNA-DNA hybrid ribonuclease activity. The record is from RefSeq and is a predicted model, not a curated record. The transcript has 2 exons. Bases 546 to 1505 code for a protein of 319 amino acids. Lineage: Eukaryota; Metazoa; Arthropoda; Insecta; Diptera; Culicidae.
CCUUUAAGCAGCCCUAAAGUAGUUUGAAAGCUGUGAGCCUAAUGAAAGCUUCCACUCUACAUUUUAACACCUUUAAGCAGCCGUAAAACGGUUUGAUGUUUAUGGCUGUUGAGAAGCAGAUUGUUUAGCAGAAAAAUCCGCUAUUAAGCUUGUUUAUCAGCUUUUGGGAGAGAACUGAUUUGAAAAACUUAAAGUAGCUUAAACAUCGCUUAUUUAAACACCAUUUAAGUGCUUACUUUAUGCAGCUUUGAUCGCCUUAAACCGACCCGUAAACAGCCAUUGCUCUUGCAAUUCAGCUACCGUUGUUACUUGGGUACGUAGUAUUUCCGCACCAUUUUUCGCAAGAAUCAAGUGUGUUUAACCUACCAACGCUGUAUGAUUAUUAUUGAUCUGCACAAGUUAAAUGUAAACAAGUUUGACAUUUGUAGUACAGUACAUAGCAAAACAGAACAUAACCUGUAAAUAACCCGCAAUGCCAGCGCCAAUACUAAGUAUAUACUUGUUAAUUCUAUCUUCACUUGUCUGUGGACUAUGAGGUCUGUUGGAUGGCAAUAGAAAUAAAUACUCAAUGCCCGUGUGUUUUAUAUGGAGCUGUCACUUUUGCCUGCCCAACAGAUCUCCAAUACAAAUGCACUCUGCAAACACCCUAUGGAACCUAUAAAGGACGCACAAAAGUGUUCAUGUUCACCGAUGCAUCAAAAGAAGGGCACUCAUGUGGAAUUGGAAUUUACGUAGAAGGAAUAAAUAAAAGCAUAACUUACCAUCUUGCGAACGAAGUGAGCAUUACGGAAGCAGAGCUUAUUGCGAUCAAAGUAGCACUAUACACUAUAGCAGAAAGCAAUCUGCAGGAAGCUGUGAUAUAUACAGAUUCACGAGCAGCCUGUGAAAUCUUGAAGUUGGCAAAAGAACAGGACGAACGCGAAGAAAUAGUAGAUGAAAUAUUGGAAACAGCAGAUAAGUGGAACAUCUCAUUACAAUGGAUACCUAGUCACAUUGGAGUGAUCGGCAAUGACAUAGCAGACAAAUUAGCAAAAAGAGGUACAAUAGAUGGUCAAAUCUUAGAAAAUAAAAUUUCUUACAAAGAUGCUUACUGGAUAUUAAAAAGUCGUAAAACACUAAAAACUAAUACAUGGUACAAUGACUACGCCAAAGAGAAAGGACAAACAUUUUUCCAGUUGCAACCAGAGAUCAAAGCGAAACCUUGGUUUAUUGGUCUUACACUGAAUGGACAACAAGUUCGAUUACUAAAUCGUUUAAUGGCAGGACAUGAUUGGUCCAAGUAUUGGAAACACAAAAUGAAAAUAACGGAGAACCCAAAUUGCGAAAUAUGUGAAGAAAGCGAGACGGCCGAACAUCUUAUUUUACACUGUACAAAAUUCAACAACAUACGCAUAAAAUACUCAUUCAUAAAAUACAAAAAACUAAUAGAUGUAUUUAAAACAAAAAACACAAGUUUAUAUAAAGAAAUUACAGACUUUGUAAAAGAAACCGGUCUAGAAAUAUAAAAGACCGUAAGCAACCGAUACCUUAUAUACAACAGGGCAUACACACUUAAUUCCAAAAUAAAGUCUCGGUAAAGUAAAAUACCGAACUACACAAAAAUAGGCCUGUUUUCCCGUGAUAUUGGUAAACAUUUCUCGUUUUACCGUAAUCCGUAACUUGGAAAAUUAUUUUACUGAGAUAUCGGAAAUGAAGCUUAUUUACCGAGAUACUGCAAUCUUAUUUGCCGAGAAGAUCAGUAAAACAGUAAACCCCCGAGCUCAGUAAAAUAAAGUGCCGAAUCUAGGUACUUCAAUAUCGUUUUAACGAAAUUUCGUUAAAUGCUACUGAAAAAAGCCACAAACUGUGUUACCGAGAUUUCGGAAAGCAAUGUCAAAAAUUAACUGUGCGCGAUGGACAGCAGUUUUGUUACCGGUAAAGUUAAAAUGGCUAUCAUCCGGUCUAAGAACCCUACCAGAGGCUGUAAGCGCACGCGUGAUGCAACCGCAACACCUUUGAACCAAUGCAAUGGAUUGGAGUAAGUUUUUUUUAUUACUGUACUGAAUUUUGGAAGAUAAAAUAUGAAUAACAUUUCUCUAGGUUGACGAUUCCCUCCCAACCCAUAACGUGAAUCCAGCGCUAAUAAUUCGUGGUGAGAUGUUGCAGUGUGGAGGCCAAUGCGUCAUCUCAUGGAAAGAAUAAAACAUUCCCGUUGGCUGUUGCCAUGCAGUAGUAGGCUUUCUUAGACUAUGCGAAUGUUACGAUGUAUUUGCCACCAACUGCAUGCCCAACGACAAGCAAUUCUUUGUGUUUAACAGAGCAACAAUUUUUUCAAUAGGCAAAUUAACCACUACAGGUGAAAAAUUUGCUCGUUCUACGUGGUUCUACCAUUAACUUUGCCUUUAUAUUUCUUUUAAC